Messenger RNA from Metschnikowia bicuspidata var. bicuspidata NRRL YB-4993, 1635 nucleotides. RefSeq names its product Cdh1p (gene CDH1). Gene Ontology annotation, molecular function: anaphase-promoting complex binding; protein binding; ubiquitin ligase activator activity. The transcript has a single exon. The coding region runs from base 1 to 1635 and encodes 544 amino acids. Gene Ontology annotation, biological process: anaphase-promoting complex-dependent catabolic process; positive regulation of ubiquitin protein ligase activity; positive regulation of anaphase-promoting complex-dependent catabolic process. Gene Ontology annotation, cellular component: anaphase-promoting complex. NCBI's taxonomy places the organism in Eukaryota, Fungi, Ascomycota, Pichiomycetes, Serinales, Metschnikowiaceae. The record is from RefSeq and is a predicted model, not a curated record.
AUGGAAACGCCCCGCUCGCCGUCCCGCUCGACCCGCAGCCUAUCGCCGCCCAAGCCGGGCGCGGCCGGGCCCACGUACCCGGCGUCAGCGCUGCCCCGGCGCCGCACCAACGCACGCUCCAUGUUCGGCGACCGGUACAUCCCCAACCGCACGGGCAUCGACCUCCAGGCGGCGUUCAGCUUGUCCAACCAGGAUGUGGUGCCAGACCUCCGCAACCGCCGCGGCCUGCACCGCCAUGCGCACACGGGACCCGCCGACGGCGCGGCCAACGAGAUUGAGCUCCGCAAGGAGGAGGAGGCCAACCGCAACUUCUCCAGCGUGUUGAAGGCCGAGCUCUUCGGCGACCACGUGCCCACAGCCACGGCGGACCUUUCACAGGGCCGCGACGGGCCGCCCGCCGCCGGCACAGACCUACCCGCAACCGUGCGCCCCGCCAACGCCCGCCCCACUACCAUAACGGCGUCCGGGCUGGGCCGCACCACGCCGCCCCCGGUGGAUCCCGCUGCUGCGGGCACGCCGCGCCUGAAGACAAACUUGUUCACGUACCAGCUGCCUAGCAAGGCGCGGCCGGUGUCGCGGGACUUGCAGCAGGAGUUGUUCUCGCUCUCGCCGGUGCGGCAGGAGUCGCAGCGGUUCUUGCUCAGCCCGCAGAAGAAGCCCCGGCUGAUCUCUAAGGUGCCGUACCGCGUGCUCGACGCACCAGACUUGUCCGACGACUUCUACCUCAACUUGGUCGACUGGGGCUCGCAGGACGUGUUGGCCGUCGGCUUGGGCGACUCCGUGUACCUCUGGGACGGGCUGACGCAGCUGGUGGAGCGGCUCUGCGUGCUCGAAAACAAGGACAAGGUCACGUCCUUGAGCUGGAUCGGCGCCGGCACCCACUUGGCCCUAGGCACGCUGCGCGGCUUGGUCGAGAUCUGGGACGCCACCAAGAUGAAGUGCGUGCGCACCAUGACGGGCCACAAGCUCCGCGUCAGCGCCUUGGCCUGGAACGAACACGUUCUCUCCAGCGGCUCCCGUGACCGCACCAUCUACAACCGGGACGUCAGGGUGCAAAGCCACUACAUCAACAGCUUCCACUCGCACAAGCAGGAGGUCUGCGGCUUGAGUUGGAACGUCGAGGAGAACAAGUUGGCCAGCGGCGGCAAUGACAACAACCUAUUCAUCUGGGAUGCUUUGAACACCAAGCCGCUCCACCUGUUCACGGAGCACAACGCCGCCGUCAAAGCCAUCGCCUGGUCGCCGCACCAGCGCGGCAUUUUGGCCUCGGGCGGCGGAACCGCAGACAAGACAAUCAAAGUGUGGAACACACUCACGGGGAACCGUGUGCACAACGUGGAGACGGGCUCACAGGUAUGCAAUUUGAUCUGGUCGAAAAACUCCAAUGAAAUUGUCUCGACGCACGGCUUUUCGCGCAACCAGAUCAUCGUGUGGAAGUACCCGUCCAUGCAGCAGAUUGCCCAGUUGAGGGGCCACACGUACCGUGUGCUCUACUUGUCGUUAUCUCCCGACGGAGAGACGAUCGUCACCGGCGCAGGAGACGAGACACUACGAUUCUGGAACGUUUUUGAGAAAAACAGGAACAACGAGCCGGCUUCGUCUGUGCUCAUGGACGCUUUCCUGCAGUUGAGAUAG